Messenger RNA from Rotaria sp. Silwood2, 672 nucleotides. The record is from the annotation of a GenBank genome assembly. NCBI's taxonomy places the organism in Eukaryota, Metazoa, Rotifera, Eurotatoria, Philodinida, Philodinidae.
AUGUAUUCGACUGUUUCUAAUCUUGGUUUAUUAUCAUCAUCAAAGAGUAUGAAUUCAUUUCAAACAUGGAAUUAUCAUAACGAUUAUCAUUUCGGUGAUGGUUCAUUUCAUCAUUAUAAUCCAUUUUUAACACAAAAAUCCAAUGAUGAUGAAAUUGUUUUAGAAAAAUUUCAUCAUGAUACAUUAAUUAAAUUAGAAACAGGUGAGAAAAAAAAUAUUCAACAAUUAACAAGCAAUGAUUUUAUUAUAAGUGCAAAACAAAACCAACAAUACUCAAGUCUUUUGGCACGCGUAGAAUAUAUAGGUUGUCUUGAUAAAUUAACCGGUAAAACUGAAUUACGUUUUCGUAUAAAUGGAAUUGAAAAACCAGUAUCAUAUUAUGUUUCACAAGAAAUGCCAUUUUUUGUUCAUCAAUAUUCUUGUUGGUCAUCAAUAUCACCGAAAUAUACACAUCAUUUAACUGGAUUAAAUUGUCGUCAAUUAGAAUGUGGUGAUUUAAUAAUAGCUAUUAUUGAAAAAAAAAUUGAUCAAUCUAAAAUAAAUAUUCAACCUAAUUAUAGUCAACGUUCACCAACAAAAUGUUUAGUUGAAAGAUAUAUGAAUGAAAAGAUAUCAUCAUCAAAGGAUAAUAUUAUGUCAAAAAAUAAACGAUUUAAAAUAUAUAAUGAAUGA